UGGCUCUAGGAAUUGUGGGACUUGUAGUUCCACCACAUAGCGGCUGUGCUAGCUUCACUCGCUCGGCGGUGUGCUCGCCAUGUGGAUACUGAAGUAAACAGCUACAACCUGAAGCUACUCGUGUUCUGUCAUCAUGUCAUUUUGUUUUAACUUCGACGUCCCGACACAAAGUGUGAACUCGGACGAAGCGCGUGGACCCGAAUCGCAAAACAGCAAGAAAGUCAAUGCUGCUCCAACUAACCAGGACAAUACCAAACCAGCAGAGCCAGUAAAAGAGGCCAAAGAGCACCUUCUACCAGCUGACCCUCAGUUCCUCCUUGUGGACGCUGUCCCUGAAACAGUCACUAUCGGAAGUCUUCCUCCCCUCCACUUCCUCAACGAGACAGUUUUCGAGAAGACGGCCUCGGAACGAAAGGAUGAUGAGAAUAUCCUCUCUCAUACUUCAGAGCAGAUGUCUGAUCUCAUCUCCGGUGUGUACGAGGGAGGGCUGAAGGUGUGGGAGUGCACUUAUGACCUUCUGGAGCUCAUGGAGAGAGACGGAGAGACAUUUGGGGAGAAGGCAGUUUUAGAUCUGGGCUGUGGUGCGGGGCUGUUGGGGAUACUAGCUCUGAAGAGAGGAGCCAGUCACAUCCACUUUCAGGAUUAUAACAGCACAGUUAUUGAACAGCUGACAGUACCUAAUGUAAUACUAAACUGCCAGGAGGAUGAUGACAUAGAGAGUGAAGAUGACAAAGAAGGGAGGGGCGACGGAAAGUUACAAGAGGAAGAAAGUUGUCGAAAGACAUUGAAAGAGAAAGAAGCGUUGAAAGAUGGCAGCACGCCUCCAAAGAAACAAGCCAUAGACUUAUCCCAGCACCCGCUUUUAUCGAAGUGUCGUUUUUUCUCUGGUGACUGGAGUACGUUUCUUGAUUUGGUUCUAAAGGCGAGCUCACAACCCAAAUAUGAUAUUAUAUUCACCUCAGAGACAAUCUACAACACCGCUUACUACCCCAGCCUCCACGAGACCCUCCACAAACUGCUGGCACCAGAUGGACUCGUCUACCUCGCCACCAAAUCCCACUACUUUGGUGUAGGCGGCGGACUCCACCUGUUUGAGACAUUUGUGGAGCAGAGGGGGACUUUCUCUGUGGAUCACCUGUGGGAGGGGGAGGAAGGACUCCAGAGACACGUAGUAGUCCUACGUUUUAAAAAAAGAAACGCUACUUGAAUAAGGUGUUUGAGAACCUUAUGGGUUCUGUUCACCCAUUAAAACCAAAGCAUUGUUUGAAAUCCACCACCUAAAAUCGGAGGAGCUGACAGGAAUGCAAAUGUCUACGAAAACCUAUUUCCCAGGCUUUGAAGCAGAUAGAGACAUGAAGUAAAAAACAUUUGACAGCUUAAACAUUUGGCUUUCAUUGCAAACCAUUGUCCUUUCCCUAAACUUUGUGAACAUGUUUUGAAAAACCAAUAAAGUAGGCAAACUCGC
Messenger RNA from Hippoglossus stenolepis (Pacific halibut), 1465 nucleotides. It is a transcript of the gene mettl18, whose product is annotated as methyltransferase like 18. Gene Ontology annotation, molecular function: protein-L-histidine N-tele-methyltransferase activity. Gene Ontology annotation, biological process: peptidyl-histidine methylation, to form tele-methylhistidine. Lineage: Eukaryota; Metazoa; Chordata; Actinopteri; Pleuronectiformes; Pleuronectidae. The record is from RefSeq and is a predicted model, not a curated record. The transcript has 2 exons. Bases 134 to 1207 code for a protein of 357 amino acids.